Molecule: messenger RNA, 492 nt
Organism: Klebsormidium nitens
Lineage: Eukaryota; Viridiplantae; Streptophyta; Klebsormidiophyceae; Klebsormidiales; Klebsormidiaceae
Source: the annotation of a GenBank genome assembly
AUGCAGAUUCCCGACACCACCCCGCAGGCUGACGCCCCUGCGCCGGCGCCCGCUUCGCCAAGUCCUCAGAACGAAUAUGCACAGAAGCAGUAUGAGAACGCAGACGCCACGUCAUCGCCUUAUAAGCAACCGGCAUAUGCUCCUCAGGCGAUUCCAGGGCAGCCCACAUAUUACUUUUCCCCACAGACGCAAGGAUAUUAUCCCUCGGCGCAGCCGGUCGCUGGGAGCUACCCCCCUCAGCAGCCAGGCGCGUUUUAUGUGGUACAGGUACCCCCACAAACCCCCCCCCGGGAAGAGGGCUGCUGCGUGACCCCCGAUUGGAUCUUCUUCGGCGUCGGCUGGGUGCUUUCGGUCUUCUGGGUCAUCGGGGCGUUUCUACCGCUGUGUCGCACCCCCAAGUUUGCGAAUAACGCCGUCAAGGCGGGUUGGGUCGCCAAUUGCGUCAUGAUAGUUGUUUAUAUCGUCGUAGUCCUGCUGUUUUUGUACGCUUAG